This is a messenger RNA of Diaporthe citri, 1797 nucleotides long. RefSeq lists its product as uncharacterized. The record is from RefSeq and is a predicted model, not a curated record. Lineage: Eukaryota; Fungi; Ascomycota; Sordariomycetes; Diaporthales; Diaporthaceae. The transcript is spliced from 5 exons. Bases 1 to 1797 code for a protein of 598 amino acids.
AUGACCCCUCUUCGUGGGAAAGUUGCCUUCGUCACUGGUGCUAAUGGCAUCACUGGAAAUGCCCUCGUUGAACAUCUGAUCCGCCAGCCGGAAUCAGAAUGGUCACAGAUCAUCAUCACCUCGAGGCGACGCCCCACCCAAGUCUUCUGGCAAGACCACCGAAUCCGAUUCGUUGCCUUGGACUUCCUGAGGCCGCUUGAAGAGUUGAUUGAGGCCAUGAGACCUUUUUGCCAUCACGUUACACAUGCCUUUUAUGCCUCAUAUGUUCAUUGCGCAGACUUCUCCAAGUUGCGAGAGUCCAAUGUGCCCCUAUUCGAGAAUUUCCUCAAGUCUAUUGACCAUGUGGCCGGCAACUCUCUUGAACGGGUCGUUCUACAUACCGGCGGAAAGCACAAUGGAGUCCAUCUCGGCCCCGUAGAGGUACCCAUCCACGAAGGCAUGCAACGGUACGAAGACCACGGAGAGAACUUUUACUACCCCCAAGAAGAUUUCAUGUUCGACUUGGCCUCAAGGCGCGGCUGGGACUGGAACGUCAUCCGACCCCAUGCCAUCAUAGGCUUCACACCCGCUGGGAACGGCAUGUCAUCGGCGCUGACCAUGGCUAUCUACAUACUCUGCUGCCGCGAGACGGGCGAGGUACCAACCUUCCCUGGCAACAAGUACUUCUGGAACUCGGUGGACGAUAGCUCUUACGCCCCAAGCAUCGCAGACAUGAGCCUUUGGGCAGCAACCGGCGAACAGACCAAGAAUGAGUCCUUUAUCCAUACCAGCGGCGAUGUCAUUGUCUGGAAACAUUUCUGGCCUAAGCUAACUAGUUAUUACGGUAUUGAGCUUCCCGAGGAGGCAUACGCGUGCGAGGCUGAGGGAGACGACCAGCGCAUGACACACAGCAUCCGCAUGGCAGACUGGGCCCAAGGCAAGAAGGAGGUCUGGCAACGGAUAGUGGCCAAGUACGGCGGCCACCCUGACGCUUUCGACUGGGGUACCUGGGACUUUUUCGACUGGACCCUGGGCAAGGCCUGGUACACGAUAGGCAGCGUGUCCAAGGCCCGGAAGUUUGGCUGGAGGCGGUACGACGACAGCCUGGACGUCUGGACACAGACGUUCCGCUCGUUUGAGAACGCGGGCAUCCUGCCUACUAUGAUGCCACGCCCCCCUGUCGAUAUCAACACGUUGCCUCGUCUCCCCAACCCUGCUGAUGUCGUCAAUGCGAAAUUGGCCAAACAGGCCGAGUCGGUGAAUGCUGCUCCGAACGUCGGGGACAAACCAGAGUCUAUUCAUGUCGAGACAGUCAACGGGCAUUUACCUUCGGCGUGUUUUUUGGGAGAAGUCUUCGGCCAUUACUCCAACGACUGGCUAGCCCGGCGCUACGUCAAGAAACAUGGUGGCGUCUACCAGCCCGAGGUUAGACUGUAUAUGAUCUACAUCGCGGCCGUGUGCAUGGCUGCCGGCCUUGUCGUCCUGGGCCAGGCGCUGCACCGCGGGCUGUCUCCUGCGGCUGUCGUCAUGGGCUGGGGGCUGCACACUUUCGGCACAAUGACCACGUCGGUCGCUGUCUCGGCUUACACGCUGGAUUCACACCCCGAAGCUCCUGCGGAAGUUUCUGGCUGGUCCAAUUUCGCUCGUGCCAUCGGUGGCUUUGGUGUUGGCUACUUCCAGCAGCCGUGGGGAGCCAAGGUUGGGUUGGACGUUAGCUUUGGCACGCAGGCCGCUGUCGUGGGUUUCGGUACGACCCUCGUUGCUCUUGUGCAUCGAUCUGGUCCCUGGCUCCGACUCAAGUCUGGGCCUGUGGAGUAG